UCAUCAUCAGGAGGAAGUUCUUCGAAGAUCAAGGCGCCCGAAGUGAAUUGACCCCCUCAAAGAAGACUUUAUCCCGGGAUAAAACGGACGAUGGCCGACAAUAUCCCGAAAGAGACAGCAGCCAAAGAUUCUUCUGGGUCAGAGAAAGAGACCCAAGAGACAGCAGCUCCAGCUCAGGACACGGCAUUUCUGCCUGAAAUCCGCCUGGUGGUGUUAGGAUGGAGGUGGCCGGGGAAGAGCCUGACAGCCAACACCAUCCUAGGCAGAGAGGAGUUCCACCUGGAACGAGCGGCCGAGUUCUGCGUCACCAGGGAGACGGAGAUAGAUGGCCGCCAGGUGGUAGUGGUGGACACUCCCGGCUGGUUCUCUGCGCAGGACACCCCACCCUCCUACAAACAGGAGCUGGUCAGGGGGGCCUCUCUUUGCCCUCCGGGUCCUCACGCCUUCCUGCUUAUCAUCCCCGUGGGCAUGUUCACGGAUGUCGACCGUGCACGCAUCGAAGAGAAUGUCAGCCUCUUUGGGGAGCAUGUGUGGAAUCACACAAUCGUGGUGUUCACCUGGGCGGAGGUGUUGAAGAAGAUCACCCUGGAGAGAUACAUUCACAGGGAGGGCAAAGAUCUGCAGUGGGUGUUGAGGAAGUGUAAGAAGAGGUUCAUACUUAUUAACAACAACAUCUUCGGGGAGAAUCCCCAAGUGGUAAAGUUAAUGAAGAAGGUUGAGAAGAUGGUGGUAGAGGAAAGGGGCCACUACAGUUCAGAGGUGAAAGAGAAACCUUUGGAUGUGAACCAGAAUCCAGCCAGGCUGGCGCAGGAGCUGGGAGCCCGACCCAAACAGAACUCUGGACUGAACCUCUCGAAGGCCUCGGAGGCAGAGCAGACCUGCAAUUAAUGACCCCCUGCAUGCUGAUGGAAUCGACUUCUGACAGAGACACAUAGAAAAAGGCAUAACUGUAAAAGAACUGUUACUGACUGUAGAAAAAUGUAUGAAUAUAUCAUAUUUAAAGUAAUACUGAGGUAUAUUCUUUAGGUCUUUUUAGCAAAUGCGUUGUCCAAAGAUAAUUAUUUUUUUAUCCUGGUAUUUUAUUUGGAUUAAUUAGUGUAUAUUUUGAGUAGAGGGAGUUGGUGUUUUACUAUUAAACAAAGAAGUACAGGCUGUUACACACAGAAAGCGGCCGUCAUUAUCUUCAAACUGAGCACUCCUUAAAAUGGCCGACACUGACAACAGGAUUGCACUACUAAACUGUCACCAUUAUUCACCGUUGAUGAGCAGGUCGAUUUUUUUUUCAGAAAAUUCCCUUCUUAUGUGACCAAAUUGUGAAUAGUUUAGUUUUGCUGCAAUGUUUCUUCCACUUGUCUGUGUACUGUAAAGCACUAAUGCAGUUAUUGACUUUUCCCUGCAAAGUGUUGCCCUAAAGCACUGCUUGUGUUUACUUUAAACAGAUGUUUAUAGUAAAUUAUGAGAGAGGCGGUAGUUUUUUGGGGGAAAGUGUGACCGACUUGUACAUUUUUUUUUAACCUUUCUGAAAUCCCAAUUGUCUUGUUAUUAUGUUAACAUUUCUGGUUACUUUGUGCAUGUUCUCUUUUUUCUAUUGUAAAUGAAUUAUCUUUUACUUUCUGAAACAAUAAAUGAUUUUAAGGCA
Molecule: messenger RNA, 1639 nt
Organism: Poeciliopsis prolifica (blackstripe livebearer)
Lineage: Eukaryota; Metazoa; Chordata; Actinopteri; Cyprinodontiformes; Poeciliidae
Gene: gimapl
Product: GTPase IMAP family member 9
Exons: 3
Coding region: 91-888 (265 amino acids)
Molecular function (GO): GTP binding
Source: RefSeq, a predicted model, not a curated record